Suricata suricatta (meerkat) is the source of this 1348-nucleotide messenger RNA. Its product is annotated as cytochrome c oxidase assembly protein COX19. NCBI's taxonomy places the organism in Eukaryota, Metazoa, Chordata, Mammalia, Carnivora, Herpestidae. The transcript is spliced from 4 exons. Gene Ontology annotation, cellular component: mitochondrial intermembrane space. The record is from RefSeq and is a predicted model, not a curated record. Bases 405 to 725 code for a protein of 106 amino acids. Gene Ontology annotation, biological process: mitochondrial respiratory chain complex IV assembly.
ACCUUAGGAGGUGACCUGUUUGGUAAACAGGGUCAUUGCAGAUGUAAUUAGUUACAGUUAACUCAUGAGAGUGGACCCUAACCCAUUCUGACCGGUGUCCUUACAAGAGGAGGGCGUCUGAACAUAGACACACAGGGGGACACCAUGGGAGGGGGAUGCCAAGGCCCAACGCCCCAGGAGCCCUGAAGACUGCUGCAAACCACCUGCAGCUGGGAGCGGGGGCAGCCUGGAGCCGGUGUCCCCAGAAGCAUCAGGAGGAGCCAGCCCCGCCACACCUCCGUGUGGGACAUCUGACCUCGAGAACCGAGAGCGAUCACGUUUCGUGGCUGAAGCUGCCCAGGGUGUGGUAUUUGUGGGGGCCCUAACUCCUUUCUCACCAGGUGAAGCCCUGCAGACACCUGGGGAUGCACCGCCAUCUGCACAGCCGGGGCACCGGUGCCGCCAUCAUGUCAACGGCCAUGAAUUUUGGGUCUAAGAGCUUCCAGCCGCGGCCCCCGGACAAAGGCAGCUUCCCGCUGGAUCACUUUGGCGAAUGUAAAAGCUUUAAGGAGAAGUUCAUGAAGUGUCUCCGCGACAACAGAUUCGAAAAUGCCUUGUGCAGAAAUGAGUCGAAGGACUACUUAGAAUGCCGAAUGCAGAGGCAGCUGAUGGCACAGGAGCCCCUGGAAAAACUGGGAUUUGGAGAUUUGCUCCAUGGAAAACCAGAGGCAGAAACUAAUUCUUGAUGGGAAGAGGCCUGUCCACCGGCUGCUGGGUCAUCCAGGUUGGAGCGUGUCCGGUGACCUAGUCACCUGAUGAUUUACGGCUAGUUGCUAUGACUUCUUCUAGAACACCCUCUUUGAUGGAAGCGUCUCCUCUUCAUGUUUCCCAGGUUAUUUUGAGAAAUGAUUGUUCCCUUUAGGUCUCAUUUCCCCUCAGGGGUGGUAGGUUUUAUCUUUACACUGGGAGAGUUCUUAGGGAGACCUGGGGCGGGUGGGAGGGGAGAGAGCCGAGGCACGCCCGCUGCGCAAGGGGCACACCAGGCUCUGUGACAAGGGGACCCGGCUCCGGGACACCGUCUGUAGCUUUGCAGAACUGAUGCACUGAAUGCUUGCAGCUCCAGCCCGUCACAUAGACACUGUCAGAAAACUUUCCUGACAAAAGGGUUUCCUUUUGUGCUCUUAUGUGCCCAUUUCUUUCUUUUUUUUUUUAAACAAAAUACAGAAUAUAAACUUGGAAAUGAGAGAUUGUUGGCAUUUGAUGUAUUUGACUCACUUUUUUCUGGUAAUGCCUGAAACACCAGGAUAUUUCCAUCAGAGGCUCAUUUUCUGACCUGUGUGGGUCUACAUUAAAGCAUUUGAUUUCAGUG